This is a messenger RNA of Molossus molossus (Pallas's mastiff bat), 1813 nucleotides long. It is a transcript of the gene NUDT16, whose product is annotated as nudix hydrolase 16. Gene Ontology annotation, molecular function: phosphodiesterase decapping endonuclease activity; snoRNA binding. The record is from RefSeq and is a predicted model, not a curated record. Gene Ontology annotation, cellular component: nucleus. Bases 10 to 579 code for a protein of 189 amino acids. The transcript is spliced from 3 exons. NCBI's taxonomy places the organism in Eukaryota, Metazoa, Chordata, Mammalia, Chiroptera, Molossidae. Gene Ontology annotation, biological process: mRNA catabolic process; sno(s)RNA catabolic process.
CUUCCGACCAUGGCCGGGUUCCGCAGGCUGGGGCUGGAGGAGGCCCUGGCGCUGGGGCCUAAGUGGCGGCACGCGUGCCACGCGCUGCUCUACGCGCCGGACCCCGGGAUGCUCUUUCGCCGCAUCCCGCUGCGCUAUGCGGUCCUGAUGCAGAUGCGCUUUGAUGGGCGCUUGGGCUUCCCGGGCGGUUACGUGGAACUGCAGGACGGCAGCCUGGAGGAGGGACUGAACCGCGAGCUGAGCGAGGAGCUGGGCGAGGCUGCGGCCGCCUUCCGCGUGGAGCGCGCCGACCACCGCAGCUCGCACGCGGCGUCAGGCCCCCACUUCGUGGCCCACUUCUAUGCCAAGCGCCUGACGCUGGAGCAGCUGACUGCCGUGGAGAGAGGCGCACCGCACGCCAAAGACCACGGGCUGGAGGUGCUGGGCCUAGUGCGGGUGCCCCUGUACACCCUGCGGGACGGUGUGGGCGGCCUGCCUGCCUUCCUGGAGAACACCUUCAUUGGAAUUGCACGGGAGCAGCUGCUGGAAGCCCUCCAGGACUUGGGACUGCUGGAAUCCACCUCUGGCCUCAAGCUUUAAGAUCUCAGCUCUGAGAUCAGGAACUUUGUACUUGGGAGGGAGGGAGGAUAAAGGGAAUGGUUUCUUUUCUGGGCCUAGGCCAUAGGUUACAGAUUAAAAGAAGUAUGUGCCAUAUGUUCUGAGCAGAGGGUCCCCGGCAAUGCAUGGCACCUGGGGCAAAAAUCUGCAUCUCACCCCAGGGGCGGUGGCAAAUUCUCAGAGCCUGUCUCCUCCCUGUACAUUUGUACACACAGACUGGCAACCCCUAGACGUGUGAAUGUAAAAUCUGCGCCCACACACAAGCUGAUGCCUUCCUAUCCCCAAAGUUUAGUUUAACCAGGGAGUGGCAUGUAUGGGGCCUAAGUGGUCAGUUUCCUGUCCUCUUGCUGGGAGGAGCUUCUGAACCAUACUCCUCCGGGGCUGCUCUCCAGGGUGGAGCCCAGCCCAGCCCAGCCCAGCCCAUGAGUAUUGUGGAAGAGAAAGAAGCAGGGAACCUUUUUCCCUCUGAAAGUGGUUGCAUCCUUGCCUGGGAUUUGGCCAAAGCAGUGUACUCCUGAAAGGUGGUAAAUGGUCCCAACCAAUCCCCUGCUCUCUUCUGAAACUGAGCAGAAAGGAUAAGGAAAUGGCUUGGUCUCCUUCAACUGACCUUGAACUUGACACACUGAGUCCUGGUGCAUCUCCUUCAAGGUUUUCAUCUUUGGGACCCCUUAGACUCGGGACAUCAGAAGAAAGCUGACCCAGCCCUGGUCUGGCCCUGCUCUGACAAAAAGAGUCCCCCGGUAAAGAAGGGCUUAUACUGGACUUCUCGGCCCUUCGUUCUUUCAACAAUAUGUAGGAGGUAUGGAAGAUCUAAGGGAUGAGAGCCAUGGGACUUGCUCCCCCUUGGAACUGGGAAGCCAUGGGGGGGAUAAAUAGUAACUGUUUAGGCUUUGUUGGACCACAUGGUCUUUGUAGCAACUAUUCAACUCUGCAGUGCCAGAAGCAUUAAUGGACAAUGCAUACAUAACAGGCUGUGUUCCAGUAAAACUGUUUCUAAAAGGAGGUGGCCAGCCUGUGGGCCAUAGGUUGCCAACACCUGCUCUAGAGUGAAAGAUAAGAUUAAUUAUUUUAAUUAUGAUGCCUAUUGUUUUAUUUAUGUCCGUGUUAAGAAGGAAAUGAAGGAUUGAUACAGAUCCCACCUUGAUAUUUUUUACUUUUAGUUGAGGUGGUCCGGAAGGGACUUCUCUGAAGAGUAUAGGGUGUCCCCAAAAAAUGU